Messenger RNA from Leucoraja erinaceus (little skate), 1102 nucleotides. It is a transcript of the gene mak16, whose product is annotated as MAK16 homolog (S. cerevisiae). Gene Ontology annotation, biological process: maturation of LSU-rRNA; maturation of 5.8S rRNA. Gene Ontology annotation, cellular component: preribosome, large subunit precursor; nucleolus. Bases 48 to 899 code for a protein of 283 amino acids. NCBI's taxonomy places the organism in Eukaryota, Metazoa, Chordata, Chondrichthyes, Rajiformes, Rajidae. The record is from RefSeq and is a predicted model, not a curated record. The transcript is spliced from 10 exons.
UGAGGCGGCGGCGGUGACCGGGGCGCCGAGACCCCGCCAGCGGCGCCAUGCAGCACGAUGAUGUGAUUUGGGAUAUUGUCGGAAACAAACAGUUUUGUUCCUACAAAGUCAAAACCAAAACUCAGAGCUUCUGCCGCAACGAGUAUAAUAUCACGGGUCUGUGCAAUCGUUCUUCCUGUCCACUGGCCAAUAGCCAGUAUGCAACUAUCAGGGAAGAGAAAGGUCAGUGUUUCUUGUACAUGAAGGCGAUAGAGCGAGCGGCCUUUCCAUCUCGAUUGUGGGAGCGGGUAAAGCUGAGUAAAAAUUACGAGAAAGCUCUGGAGCAGAUUGACGAGAACCUCAUCUACUGGCCCCGCUUCAUCAGACACAAGUGCAAGCAGCGAUUCACCAAGAUCACCCAGUACCUGAUCCGUAUCCGCAAACUGACCCUCAAGAGGCAGAGGAAGCUGGUGCCUUUAAGUCAGAAAGUUGAGCGUCGAGAGAAACGAAGGGAGGAGAAAGCUCUGAUUGCAGCUCAGCUCGACAAUGCCAUUGAGAAGGAACUACUGGAGCGACUGAAGCAGGGGACGUAUGAAGAUAUCUACAACUUUCCUGUUCAUGCCUUCGACAAAGCACUGGAGAAGCAGGGAGCAGAGAGCGAGUCUGAAUCCUCGGAAGACGAGGAAGACGUUGGUCAGGUGGAAUACGUGGAGGGAGACGAGAUUGAUGAGAGUGACCUGAGUGACUUUGAGGCCAUGGAUAAUCUGGAGGAGAGUGAAGACGAGCAGGAAAUGGAGGUCGAAUCCUCCAAAUCGAAGGGCAAGACCCCAGUGAAAGGCCCGGUCCAAAGGAAGCGAGCGUUUGUAGAGAUUGAAUACGAGCAGGAGACGGAGCCAGCAGCCAAAGGCAGCAGCACGUGACGACCGCCUGUGAACCACAGGGUCUUGCUUACACUGAAAUGUGGACAUUAUCUUCAUUGCAAGUAUCUCGAAUGGUCAUCUCAGCAGAGCAGCGUUGUUGCUGCUUCAACAGGAGGGAAAGCAAGGACUUAAACAUCCUUGCAACGCGAUACUCGGAUUCUGCCCUUUGUUUAAAAUUAUGAAUAAAGACGCAAGUGAACUAC